AAAAAUUAUACCUUUGACUAGGAAUCAAUUUUAAAUAUUCAUGAAAAAUACGAUAUGCUAAUAAUCUGAGAGCCAAUUACGACAUCGUUGAACACACGAACAUUUGCGUCACCGAAGGACUAACGACAAUCAGUUUGAGGAAAUCUAUUUUGUAAGACUUGUCUAAACAAGCUGCUUAAUGAAACUAUGUAUGUUAAACUAGUAAAACAUAUUUGCUAGAAUGAUACGGCCUUCGAUGGUCAAGAAAGUGAUUAUUAUUUUGAGUGCUGUAUUCAGUUUUAACAUGACAUUGGCUCGGAACGACUCGAUGUCUUGUCCUUCCAUUCUGAACAUCACCAUCAAUUGGAUAGAACUUAUGCCAUUCUUGUUCUUUAGCUUGGAGUACAACAACAAAACGGGGCUGGCCGCCGGUUAUUUACCGUAUUAUAUGCAGCGUGCUUCUAACAAAUGUGGCUGUCCAAUGAUGAGCUUCAACUAUCAAAGAAUGAAUAUUUCCUCAUCAGAAGAGAUGGAGAUCAAAAUUCGAAGCAGUCUUCGAACAACAACUCCAGAAUUGUAUUUUCCUAUUUUUGCUAAUCGUAAAGAAUCGACUCAAUUCCAGAGACCUUUUCUAGCGCUGUUCCAGUCCCCGGGACCUGCAGUUGUUGAGGUUGAAGUUGGUUCUUGGAGUGAAAAUGUGGCAUCAAUUAACAUGGUUAUGCAGACUUGGCCUAUUUUGUCUGUUUGUUUGUUGUUCGGUAUUCUGGCAGGUUUUAUCGUAUGGGCCAUUGAGCAUCGAAAGAAUUCAGAAGAAUUUCCCGCCAAAUUUCCACACGGUGCUUUAGUCGGCAUAUGGUGGUCAUUCGUUACCAUGACAACAGUAGGGUACGGCGAUAAGACAACCCGCACUUUCUGGGGUCGUAUGUUCGCAGUGUUUUGGAUGGUUCUCGGGACUAUUGUAAUGUCCAUGUUUACUGGUCAAAUCACAGCUAAUAUUACGUCCAGUGAAAUAGCUACUGUUGACUUGAUGGAUACUAAGGUUGCUGUUCCCAUGGGUAUGAAGUCGUUUCUUGGACAGGAGUUCAACCUUGGUGCCCAGUAUUCGGACAUGACGUACAGUGAUAUGCAGAAAUUAUUGAUGACUCCAAAAGAUGAAUUGAAAUACUUUUUGAUACACGAUAAUGAAAUGGCAAGGAAGUGGAUGGUCAAUGAAACAAACGGCAAACUGAAGAUCGCCAAAAACAUUGACAAACAGUUCAUGAUCGGCUUGACGGUCACUGGUGACUUUAAACACAUUCAAGUAUUUUUCAGCUGUUUGCAAGAGGAAAUCAUCGAUAUUUACCAGAUUGAGCAGGCUAAAGAUAAACUGGCUGUGAAGUCAUCAGAGCCUGAGAGCGAAUCAGGACCCAACACACAAGUAUGGUUCAUUAUAUCGACUGCAACGAUAUUUGCUGUAUUCAGCCUGUUGGGUUUCCUGUGGGAAUGGAGGAGGAGAAGAAUGAUGUCCAGGCUUUCAUCUGACGUAGAGGAUUUUAGACGAACAAGAAAAGUAAUAGAGGUGCAGCCAGCUCGUGGUCAACAUCCCUGGGAAACAACGCAUCAUUAAAGAAAAUGCUGUACAGUUACAACAACAACUGAGUAGCAACAGCGAGAGCAGAAACAGAAGCAACAACAAUGGCAACAACAAUAACAGCAACAAGCAAGAACAAAAACAACAUU
Molecule: messenger RNA, 1698 nt
Organism: Actinia tenebrosa (Australian red waratah sea anemone)
Lineage: Eukaryota; Metazoa; Cnidaria; Anthozoa; Actiniaria; Actiniidae
Biological process (GO): action potential; potassium ion transmembrane transport
Cellular component (GO): voltage-gated potassium channel complex; membrane
Molecular function (GO): delayed rectifier potassium channel activity
Source: RefSeq, a predicted model, not a curated record